Spirometra erinaceieuropaei is the source of this 1776-nucleotide messenger RNA. The record is from the annotation of a GenBank genome assembly. Lineage: Eukaryota; Metazoa; Platyhelminthes; Cestoda; Diphyllobothriidea; Diphyllobothriidae.
AUGCUGGUCGACCGUCUUGCCUCUGAUCUAGGCUCCAUGUUAGACGAUGAAUUCUGCAAUGCCUACGAACUCACCUACAACACGUGAGUUCUGACCCCCUGUGUCUGUCCUAAGCCUUCCUCCGUCAUCCCCCUGACCAGCACUCUGAUUAUGGGUCAUCUUUCCUUGUAGUCUAAACACUCUUACCAAUGUGGACACAGCGCCAUAUCGUCACGCAGUGUGGAAUUUCGUCCAGAGCCUCUUCGGCAUCUGCCACGAAGACGUGCGUUUCGAUAAGCUGAACAGUUUCUUCAGGGAGCCACAAAGGGCCUUUUUGAAGGCCUGCUGUACACGGCCUGCCGAUUUAUGCCAGCUCAUGCCCCAUGUAGUACGUGAACUGAUGCCAGCCCUGAGUCCCAGUGAAAUCGUAAGUGCAAUUUCUGCCCUACUUUUUUUUAUCCUUCACAUGUCCGCCCGAGUCUAUCUCCUGGGUUGCCUCGACUUCCUCGUUUGGGCGCAAGUGCUGACCCUUAUCAAAAAAAUAGUUCACUGUGUGGAAUCACGUUCACAAAUACAAAUCAUGCUGACCUUACUAUCCUUUACUCGUAUUGCGCACAUCCGACUACAGAUUUACCCGUGUGGCUGUGAGCUGCUGGCUUUAGGUUUACCUACCAGUGAUUCGAUUUCAGAGCAAAAUGUAGACGUCUCAUUGUUGUCUUGGAAUUACGGUCUGGAGCCUCCACAGACGAUGCAUGCUGACAAGUAAUCAGCCUUCAAGAAAAGUAAGACUUCAGUUGUCAGUUCUGGUAUAUUUGUAAUCUCGCCUUUUCUCGACCAUUCAUGGAAGUUCACCCGUAAUCUUUUGGAUAGGCGCCUACUCGUGCGACCAUUAUAGCCUUCUUCGCCGGAGCAAGUAAAGGAGGAAAUGCAAAUGGGGGUGGUCUGAGCCGGCAAGCGAUCCUUCUCCGUGUAAAACGGGGUUGAUCGAGAACAAUACGCGAACAAUUGCCGCGGAGAAGAUUCGCAAACCAACCUGAUCAAGAAUUCAUCUAAGGAGUUUUCAUAUUGCGUCCACUUGAAAAUAAUUUUGCGGGACAGAGAUUUGCUCUCCACCGUCAUUGUGGUGGGUUUUUUGGGUCUCUCUGUAAUACUCUUCGCAAUAAAUUUGUCGGGAUACUCGUUCACGCGAAGCAGGUCCUAGAUCUUUCCCUGUUUCUCGCCAAUGCUGUCUGCCGAACAAAUUUUUCUGGCCAUUUGCGCCAAGCAACGGACUAGAUUGCGUUUUUGCAAUCGUUAGCCAGUCAUUCUGGAACCCGUGCUAAGUAGACCAGUGGUUUCAUCCUGAGUACAACUUUGAUGCAGGUGGCAGACGCUUUUGGGCCAAAAUUCGGCAAACAUGCCCAUCGCAGUGUUAAUCUGUAUGACCACUUUUCUCAUGUACAUGCAACUGUAGGCAGGAUGUUCUCGAAUAACACCAUUGUCAGGUUUUUGAGUCUUCACAUACCGCCGGUCUUGGAACCAAUUUCCUGCAUUAUUUCUGCAGAUGGUUUUCUUCUGUCACUACUUCGGUCGCUUAUCCUCUGGUUAAGAUCAUCAUGCCCCAUUUUCUAUAUUUCUAAGAGGGAUACGUUUUGAGGGUCCUCUUAGACGUCUACGUGCCUGUUUGCUUUUUAGUAAUUUACUUUAUUUCCUACUUUGCAGGUACACGUCUUGGUGAUGGUCAUGGAAGCCAGACAACAGGCCAGUCUGAUGUACGCCCUACGGGCUAUUUCUCAAAGCCAGACAAGACGUGUGUGA